Molecule: messenger RNA, 859 nt
Organism: Didymodactylos carnosus
Lineage: Eukaryota; Metazoa; Rotifera; Eurotatoria; Philodinida; Philodinidae
Source: the annotation of a GenBank genome assembly
CCUGCUAGGAUGGGAUAGCUCCUACGAACUGUCGAAAGAAGUUCUUUUUGUCUUUUUUACUGAAGGAAUAGGUUUUUGACUGGAAGAACUUCAUGUUUCUUCCUGAACAAAUCGGUGUUUCUCCACGAGAACUUCGUGUUUUGUUCUGAGAAAAAAACGCAGAUAUUGUGCAAAAAUUAUUCGAUGUAUUCGAACAUGGUUCGGUAAGGUAUCGAGUACUUGAAUCCUUCUCUGUCUUAUAUGGCUUCACUUUCGUCUUUCAGAGUAAAACAUUCAGUGCAUUGGUACCAGACGACGUACAUUCAUUAUUAAAUUUGAAACAUUUUGGAACAUUGACUUUUCCCAAAACUACGGCUAUUAAACCGUCAGAUCAUUUCCAGAAAUAAUUAGUGUUAAUAAAAAGACGAUGGAAUUUAUCCGUAAGUGAAAAAUUUGCAUUGCUGUAGGAUAUAUUUGGCGUUUAAAUUAUCUAGUGCAUUGAAGAGUCUAAUAUAUACUGAGUCUCUGCUCUUUUUAGUUGGAAAAUGCUCGACGUACAUUAAUUGAUACAUAUCUGCUCGAAGCAGCAGACUAUGGUUAUAAUGAAAACACGUACAGUGAAGAAAAUAAUACAUUAUCAAUAUAUCCAGAAUAUCAUGUUAGCAGGACAACUAUUCGAGGAGAUCUUGAACUUUUUGGAUCGAUAGAUUAUGUUGCAGCAAAACGAGCUGAAAAUGAUUGUGUUGCUUUGCAUGACGGAAAUAGCUCCGCAGUAUCACCAUUAUUUUGCUCAGUAAAAGCGAAGAGAGAUGAGAUGUUUGCGGAUGGAUCAGAUGAAUGUCUAGGUCAAAUGAUGGCAUUAUUCAAAAAACAUAAGUGA